GAAGUCGAGUAUCCAUGACAGCCUGGAUGUUGUUGUUGUGACUCUUAUUGAAAUAAAUGCAUGCGAACGAUUUAAGUGAUUAGAUAGGUAGUUAUGCAAAAUUUUGUACUGUACAGAAUUUCAAUAUGUAAUUUUUAUAUUAACAUUUUAAUAUAGUUGAGCUCAUAUUUUUUCAUAAAGUCAUUAUAUUUGCAACAGCUAACUGAAUAGCUUAUAUUUGACAAUUUCGCCAAGCUAUUUACGAACAAAGGUAUAGAUACUAUAUUACUUGUAUUGCUUAUAGCUAGUCUGCAAAGUGGAGAGGUGAGGGACGGGUGAAAACAAUGGUUGACCCCGGUCAACAGACACACAGCUGGGCUGGGGGAUCAGAAGAGACGCUGGGGGAGGAAGGAAUGACUGUAGAAGUGGUUCGUUAAAAGCUGAGGGUAGUAGAAUGAUUUCACGUUACACGAGACGGCCAGUAUCGCACAGCCUCGAAAUACGUGGGUUAUCCCGGAGCAAUCUAGAUCACCACCCACUCCCCGAGGAAGCUGAUGGCUACUUGCCAAAGUAUCCCUUACAUGGCCGGCAGGAGGCAUUCUCUACUUGCAACAGCUCCGAGGCCUCUGGAGAAUCUGGGAGGUCGUCAGUCACCACCAGUGAGACUGAAAGGUCAUGGUCUGGCAUCCAUAGCUACUCUGGUACUGGCAUCUCCACAGAGAGAAGCUCGGUAUUUUCCUGGGGUUAUGAUGAGUUCGACAAGGCGGCUUCACGGCAGGUGCAGCGGAUGUUCGAGGAGAUUGACGAGCAGCUCUAUGAGUGCCGGAGCGAUGGGCAGCUUGGGGGGCUGCGGGAGGAAUGCCAGCAGUGGGCAACCAGAUUCCCUCACCUUCGGAUACUGGGAACUCAGCUAGUUUGUCCAACUGAUGAUGGCUACCAGUGGUUUUCCAUCACUGAGAUGGGGGCUGCCAGGGAUGCAACGAGUACCGUAGAUGACAAUACUACUGAGCUGAGUGUCCAUGGUCGAAAAGCAAUGCUGUCCAAGUUAGGUGUGGAAGCAGAACAUACCUCUACCAGUGACGACCGACCCCGGAUUAUUGAGGCUGAGGGACUCAUGGAGGAAUACUUGGCAUUUGACUCCCGGGACUUGGACGAGGACUGGGAGCGCGACUGCAUGGGGAGUGGCCGGCACAGGUGCGGGUUCCCUCCCGUCUCGCCGUACCGGUGUCGGCGGCAGGCGAUCCUGGACCUGCUGUUCGACGACGUCUGGCGGGAGCUGGUGGGCUGGACGGGCGAGCUAAUACGCAGGCACUGGGAGGGCUGCAUCUCUGAUGAGGAAAAGAACACUGUCAGCCUGAGCCCAGUGCAGCCAGACCCCCGAGACCCUUACAGCCCCCUGCCCACAGUGCUGCCCAGGCUGAGCCAGAGCCGGCUGCCUCAGCUUACUGCCAGCCUGCAGCUACAAUCCAACAGAGUCCCAGUGGGAGCAGCAGUGACCCAUCAGAACCUCAAUGACCUCAUUGUCAUCCACGGAAUCCCCCUUCAACAGAGGAACCUUGGUGUCUUAGCUGACAAAACACACGACGCUGAAGAGAGGGUGUCCCAUCGCCCGAGCUCCAGCGUCAUUACGUCCAGCAAGCCGCGCUCACGCCGGGCCCUAGAGCAAAGCUCCUCCUCGCUGCUGAGACCCGCGCAGUCGGCAAGGCGCCGAAACCCGCCCCCGCGGACCCUCCUGCCCCUAGUCCCCGGUCCCGUGCAGCCCAGCACAGCAGGACCCAUGGACGAAGGCAUCAGGGGAACGAGGCUGGCAACUGUCAGUGACAGACAAGUUUCCCCACUGAUGCCACUUAGCCGGAACAGCCUUCUUCCCCCCAUCGGUGUCGGAGACAUGGAGACCUUCACCAACCAGCAUCUUCGACCAUGCCUGCGGCAGAGGGCACACGCCAACAGCCGGACUCAUAGUGCCGUCACGGACGAGGCGGGGGCCUCCAUUCCCCGGGACAGACUGCACCUGCUGGACAUCUUCUCUCGUCCGAAUACCACUCAUACCUACAGGUCAGAUACUCCCUAUCGCCGCUCUUUCACAAUCCUGGACAACAUCGGGCUGAGCCGAACUGGCAGAGCUUCUGUGGGCACUGACUGCUUGGAUAUCGGAGUGACUGGCAUCAGCUUGGGAAUUAGCAGUUCUUCUUUUCUGGACUCAUUCACGCACCACACUGUUGGUCAUUCCCCUAUCGAGGAUGAGGAAGCUCCGCCCCCAGCACUACUGGUCCCUGUGUCAGUCCCAGCUCGAUCACAUAAUCGGGGGGGGCUGACUUCACGGAGCAGCAAACCAGGACUGUAGCACCCCUCCCCUCCAAGAAACCAGACACACCUUAACACUGCAGGAUACCUUUGAACAAGCCAUCAGCAGUGACCUGUCACUUUGCUUUUUUAUGAAAGGACUGUAUGGCAGAUCAUUUUCUAGAGCCCUAUUUUUCUAUGUUUAGCUCACCUGGCUGCCAAAAACAGUCAUAAACAUGGACAUUAAUCAUCUGGGUUUCCAGGCAAAAUUAUAAAGCACAUCUAUGCAGGUAUUCAGGGAAACCAACUCUGGAAACAAUGGAAAGAACAGUCUUUUACAAAUAAUGUGCUUGAUAUAGUGAAAUAUAUGCAUUUUCCAGUAAGCCAUUUUGGAUGAAGUCUUAGUCUAUCAAAUCAGGAUGUGUCUGAGAUCGCUUGAGAACACUGUGGGUGAAUCUGCACAAACACCACCAAUCUACGGAUCUGUGAUAUACACGUCCAACACAUGCAAGCUCUAAAACACCCUAUCCUGACACACAAAAAACAUAACGCAGACCGUCGUGGCAUUCCCACGUUACUAGGACUGUAUUUAAGUCUAGUCAAUUAGCUAAGUAAGGCUUGAAGCUUAUUAUUGUGAAGUAAUGAAUUCCUACUGAACUCACUGUGUUUUUCUUAAAUAAAUAAAGAACUGAAUUUCUAAUGAUUCUGCCAUUUCCAUGGUUGCCGUGGUUACAUAAUUACAAAAUUUAAAUGAAAUGAAUGCAAUAUAUUCAAAAGUAUUACAUGCAUCACAUGUUUAAUAAAUCUUCCUCAAUGUGAACAAGCAGCUCAGUCAUAGUAUGCAUAAGUGUAAUAGUACCUUAAAAUGUCACUACUGAAAACCCUAUGCAUUUCGAAAUGUACUCAGUCAACGUGGAUCAUUUUCUUCAUUUUCCAAAAACUUUAGGUCACCAAGAGCCACUAUUUUCAGGCAAAUCAUAAUUGUCUUGUGGCUUUUCUUAUUUUAUGUACCACUUUUACUCCACGGUUGUCAGAAAUUACUUAAAAUUACUCUUGGUGGAUUUUGCCUUUGAUGGGAGUAGCUAAAUUAGCUAAAAUAUUGGUUUUUGAUCAUUUACUACAAUAUUACAAACUAAACAGUUAGUUCCGUAACUUAUAUAUCUCGCAGGAUACCAUGAGCUUUGAGAUUUAGGGCUAAAUCUCUUUCUGUGUCUUUUAGCCUCUUCCAGUUCUCUGUUACUGUAGCAAACCAAACAUGGCACAAUUAAUGCUGACAUGAAGUUACAAUAGAUAAGCACAAAAGGAGAUCCAACAUUUCUUCUAAAUAUUGAUAAAAUAUUAAGAAAAAAGUUAUAUCAGAGACUGCAUGGAGGAUUCAUAGCUAGUCUUCCUGGGUUCUGCAGAGUGUGAAUGCCACUUAUUUUCAUGUCAUCCAUGUAUUACAAGCUUGAGUGAUGUUCCAGUUCUCUUUACCGCACCUCUUCCCAUUUAUAAAAUUCAGGAUGUCUUCCACUGUGACCUUAAAGGUUAGGUCACUUCAAGCGACACAGUACUGCGCAAUAGGGCAAGCGUCAUCAUAAUGAAGAAUCUGGGUUAGAUUCAGACUGUUCCACAGUCCGUUAAAACACUGCUAUGUAGUCAUUCAGCAUUAAAUACAUGUUCCUAAAAAAUUCAAACACAAGCAACAUUCGGUUUCCAUCCAUCAAUCAAACUGCUUGACCUUGGUGAUAGCCGCUAUUAAAAGCAAUUCUAUUAAUUAUAUAUCAGUUACCUGAUAUAUAUUUUUAAACACUGAAUGUCGAGUAAAAACACCCACAAAAUAAACUCAGUCUGCAUGCAAAUGUCUGGAUUCAGCAGAACUCUGUGUUUACAGGAUACUUAACUGAUUUUACUACUUUACUACGACUCAUACGAGACCUUAAUCGCUUCACACGUUGCACCCCUGCUGCCACGUUUUUGAAGACCGAAGUGAUCGCCAGACUCAGCUGAAAUGCCAUUUUAUGAAAGACAAGUAACUUAUUAUUAAGAUUAGAAACAUCCAAAGAUUUUUCAAGGUAACUAGUUACAUGGAAAUAAAUGGACAUUACAGGGAAGUUAUGCUCACGUUGUGGGACUUUAUUCAAUUCAAACAACACUGAGUAUCUCAAACUAUCUCCAAACCACUGGGGUAUUUUGUAAUCAUUACACAGAUGCUUUGUUUCUGAAAUCUCAGGAGUAAAUUUUGUGAUUGUGCAGAAAAUACUGGUGUAUGUGGGUGUGGAUGCUUGAUAUUUUGCUUUUAUUACUGUAUUUUAAAGUGGAUCUGAGCCAACAAGCCAUCUUAAUGUUUUUCGGUUGCUUUGUUUACGUAUGUAAUUUUGGUGUGUUUGGUGAUUAAAUGUAGAUACAUGCGAUUGAACACUGAA
Messenger RNA from Paramormyrops kingsleyae, 4667 nucleotides. It is a transcript of the gene fam149b1, whose product is annotated as family with sequence similarity 149 member B1. Gene Ontology annotation, biological process: cilium assembly; protein localization to cilium. The record is from RefSeq and is a predicted model, not a curated record. Lineage: Eukaryota; Metazoa; Chordata; Actinopteri; Osteoglossiformes; Mormyridae.